Messenger RNA from Anguilla rostrata (American eel), 3241 nucleotides. RefSeq names its product transcription factor CP2-like 1 (gene tfcp2l1). Gene Ontology annotation, biological process: regulation of transcription by RNA polymerase II. Gene Ontology annotation, cellular component: nucleus. The record is from RefSeq and is a predicted model, not a curated record. The transcript has 15 exons. Gene Ontology annotation, molecular function: RNA polymerase II cis-regulatory region sequence-specific DNA binding; DNA-binding transcription activator activity, RNA polymerase II-specific. NCBI's taxonomy places the organism in Eukaryota, Metazoa, Chordata, Actinopteri, Anguilliformes, Anguillidae. Bases 200 to 1594 code for a protein of 464 amino acids.
UAAAGCAACAUGUAACUCACCGUACUGGCAUCGGUCCAAUUCGGAAGGUCAUCUGAGGUAUGCUAAUAGUGUGACGUCAGUGCGGUAAUAAAAGCAGCGAGUCGCGUGAAUCCACAAAGCUCUAACAACCUGUUGGUUGGAAGUGAGGCAGCACAAGCUCAGUUUUCUCUGCUUGGAUACUGACAGAGCCCUGGAAAACAUGUUGUUUUGGCACUACCAACCUGAAAAUUACCACCAACACUCGCCACCCAGCUGUCUCCGCGAUGCGAUGACACCUUUCUACAAGCACGAUGGCAUACAACCCUUAGCAGGGAAUGACGCCAAAAUACCACCUUUUCAGUAUAUGCUAUAUGCAGCCACGUCGCCUGCGGUAAAAACGCACGAAGAGACCCUGACUUAUCUAAACCAAGGUCAGUCCUACGAAAUCCGUAUGCUUAACAGAAAACUAGUGGAGUAUACAGAUAUAAGCAGCAAAUGUGUGAAGAGCAUCGUGCGAGUGCUGUUUCACGAUCGCCGGCUGCAGUACACCGAGCACCAGCAGCUGGAGGGCUGGCGCUGGAGCAGGCCGGGUGACAGGCUCCUGGAUAUCGAUAUCCCUCUCUCUGUGGGGAUUUUGGAGCCGCAAGCGCACCCAAUGCAACUCAACACUAUCGAGUUCCUCUGGGAUCCCGUGAAGAACGCCUCGGUGUUCGUACAGGUCCACUGCAUCAGCACAGAGUUCACCCCCCGAAAGCACGGAGGGGAGAAAGGGGUUCCCUUCCGCAUUCAGAUCGACACCUUCACUCAGAACGAGAGCGGAGAAUACCUGGAGCACGUGCACUCCUCCAGCUGUCAGGUCAAAGUCUUCAAGCCCAAAGGAGCUGACCGCAAACUGAAAACUGACAGGGAGAAGAUUGAGAAGCGGUCCCUUCAGGACCGGGAGAAAUAUCAGCCUUCGUACGAAACCACACUGCUGACAGAGUGUUCUCCCUGGCCUGAUAUACCCCGUGUCAGUAGCACCACCAGCACUCCGUCCCCGGCCAACCACAGCUCCCCACCCCCCUGCAGCGUUACCGAUGGAAACUGCUCUCCAAACCAGCAGGGGGAGCUAUUCCUGCCCAGCUGCUCUGAUCACCUCCUCCCGUCCUGCAGCCCCCAGGACACCCAGGUCUGGCUGCAUCGUCACAGGUUCUCCCCUUUCUGCCGGCUCUUCUCCAGAUUCUCGGGCGCUGACCUCCUGAAGAUGUCCAAAGAGGACUUCAUUCAGAUAUGCGGACCGGCUGAUGGGAUUCGCCUUUACAAUGCCACCAAAGGGAGGUGCAUACAGCCGCGCCUCACGGUGUACGUUCGUCAACAGCACCCCAAGCACGCAGGAGGCGACGUGUACCACGCGCUCUACCUGGAGGACCUGACUCUCCAGGAGCUGACUGAGAAGAUCGCCAACCUGUACAGAAUCUCCCCGAAGCAAAUCAGCCAGGUUUACAGACAGAGCCGCACCGGCAUCCACGUGCUGGUAUCUGACGAGAUGAUUCAGAACUUCACUGAGGAGAUGUGCUUUGUUAUAAACCCACUUAAAGAUAAAAACAGCAAUGGAUUUAGUGUUGUCCUGAUGUGAACAGGAAGAGCAGCUUUGCAGAGAAGAUGGAAGAGAUUUUCUCCCCAUGAAAUCUGGAACUCAGUUUACGAAAAAUUCAGCUGUUGCUUUUUUGUAUUUUUAUAUUAAGUUAUUGAUUGACUUUUGAUGAAGUGUGUAAUUGUGUGUAAUAAAAAAUGCAUUUAAAAAUAUUUUCUUAUAAAAAAUGGAAUGUCUGAGAGCAUAAAAUCAGUGGAAAGUUGACUAAUCUCUAAAUCCAUUAAAAUACUGUUUUUUGGUGCUUGAAAUGCCUUAACUAGAAAUAUACAGUUAACAGAGGUGGAAAAUGUAGGUCCAGAAAGUAAAGGUCCUCUGCAGCAUUUUGUUCCAAUCACCUGGAUUUGCUAAUUAGCUCAAUCCCUGCCCAGGGACUACGGGUGGAAAUUAGCAAAUUGCUAUAACCCGGUACAUUACAUCUUUCCUUGUUUUAUAUAAGGUUAAUGUUCUUUGUACACUGUCCCUGUUUAAAUAAACUAAAUAAAUAAUUCUUCAGCGAGGAGGUAGAACGUGUUAGUGAAAUCAGUUGGCUGAGUUCUUGGGAGGAAGAAACACAUAGCCAAACUUUUACUUUCUGACCCCUGAAUAUUCCACCUUUGACAAUCAACAAAAUACAGGCAUCGCUGCACAGCUGGAUGGUCUGUUUCUGUGAUUGUGUUCCUGCAGGUAAACUUAUGUCAGCCUCACGUGCAUCCUGUCAGUAAAGGCUUUUUAAGUUUUAAAUGCUGCUGGUUAAAUUCCGAAAAUCAUACCAUAGACCUGUAAAGACACGGUCUGUUACCUGCAUAUCGUUACAGUAUAUAAAUAAACAUCAUUCGUUUGUUGGUGUACCUGGAUUCAUGGCAUGUUCUCAGAACAGUUACGCAUGCCUGUCCACAGGAAGGUGCAUUCACAUCUCUACAGCUGUUCUAGAAAUCACAGCCAGGUUUUCAGAUAACAUCUCCAAUAGCUGGAUAUCAUAUCCAUUACAUGAAAAUUCUUUUAAUAUCAUCCCCCCAAAAAUUUAGUGAUUGUCCUGUCUUAGACUAAAUGUAAUAUUACAAUGUGUACAUGUUGUAUAUUUUCAAUUGGUCAAAAUUUCUUCAUGGCCAAAUGUCCCUGUAUAUUUAAAUCCAGUGAAAUCGCAUGAAAUGUGUCACCAAUUGAAAAUGCAGAUGUGAAAGAUAUAGGUUCAAAGCAAAUGAACAAAUCUGUAGUGACUAAGGGCAGUGUGUGUGUGUAGAACCACUGAAGAUGGAUGUCAAGUGUAUUUUCUGCUUUUGUGUUUCGCAGACCCCUUGUGAAUAUGCUGCUUAUGUUGUUUAGUGUUGUCAUAUUGUCUCAAGAAUAAACUGAUUCUUUAUUUUCUUAGUUUAAGGCUCUGCAAAACAAAACUGUAUUAUUUAAUAUAUUAUUUCUAUGCUGUAACUACUGUAAUACAGUACAGUCCUGUGUUAUCAGUGUUUAUAGUCAUGGUUGCUGCAAGUUCUCAUUUUUUGCUUAACGGUAAAUGUGUGCUAUUUUCCCUCCCGAUGUAUUGAUUGUAAAAUGUGGCUGAAUCUUUGGAUGUUGCUCAGUAACAUCUGUAAAUUAGAUUUGAAAGCUCUUUCCUGCCUUAGCAUGUUCCCCAAAAUAAAGCAUUUUGCACUGGAA